ACGUGCCAAGCCCCUUUGUAGUUCUUCCGCUACGUUUUGUUGGAACGUUGGGCUUCGCCGCGUUCUUGUGCGCGCUCCGCCAACGUUCCUCCGUCUUCUGCUGAACUGCAGACAUGGCAGUGGACUGGAUUGGCUACAGCUAUGCAAUGUUAGUGGCCUCAGGUGGAAUAAUUGGCUAUGCAAAAGCAGGCAGUGUCCAGUCUUUGGCUGCUGGACUUCUCUUUGGUGGGUUAGCUGGACUGGGUGCUUACCAGCUCUCUCAAGACCCAAAGAAAAUUUGGAUAUCCCUGAUUGCUUCUGGAACUUUAGCUGGCAUUAUGGGCAUGCGCUUCUACAACUCGGGGAAAUUCAUGCCUGCAGGACUGAUUGCUGGUGCCAGCUUGCUGAUGGUUGGGAGGCUCGGACUGAAGAUGUACGAAAAGCCACACGAGGGAUAAGUGAACGUUCCAUGACCCUUGAGAUGCAGAUAAAAAGAUGCUUUGUACUAAACUGGAUGCACUGAAGGAGAGAGAAAUAAUGAAGGCACACACCAAACAUUUAAUGGCCUAAUUAAAAGAAAAAGAAUAUAUAGAGAGGGAAAUUGACAGUCUUUUCAUACGUGCAAGAACACUUCUAUAUAUCUAGAGGCUGUUUAUCAUAUUGAAAUUAAUAUAGUUUGAUUCCUUUGGAUGUUUUUUCCCCUUUUCCUCUUCUCCAGAGUAAAAACAGUGUCUUGGAUCCCCAGGAGGAUUUCCUUGCACAGGAUUUUCAUUGACAGAACAUGAUUUUUUUAGACCUCCCACUGAUUCCAUCCAAGAGUGCUACUCCUGAGAGACAAAGGGCCCCAGAAACAGUAUUUGGGGGAGCAUUUUCAGCUAUAGUGUGAAUGGGGAGGCAAGAAAGCCAUGCUUUGAAGACAGAAAUCUUUCCAACAUGAAAGCACACUAGUAGAUGCUCCCAUUAAGCAGGUUUGGAAAGACAGACGCAAGCAUUUUGCUUAAUUAGAAAAAGAGCAUGAAUUUGAGCCUACGUGGAAGGUGUGUAUAAAUGGAUACCUCCUAAUUUUGUGUGUUCUAUCAUCAUGAGGACAUCAGCCCAUAAGAUCCCUCUCUGGGGGUUCCUGACCACUCCUGGCCUUACGUAGGGCUGCCAAUGACUUGGAGGGAAAAAAAAUGUCCUGACCUUUUAAUUGAGGCUCCAUGGGAUGUUAUUUACUAAAUGAGGUUUUGCAUCUCCAUAUUGGAGAAGUUUUACGGGCCUGUUUCCAUUCAGCCUCUGUCAAAGGGACAUUUUUCCUGCAGGCUGUUGGCUACCCUACUGUUAUAAGGGAGGACUGUUAACGCACUUGCUGAUACAAACUUACUGUGGCAAGAUAGUGUGUAAAGGUAUGUAGAAGGCAAAUGAGGCAAACCUGAGGAGAUCUGCCUGUCUGGGCUCCGGAUGACAUCUUUGCUGUAGUAUAAGUCCACAGAACGGCCACAGUAGCUACAGGGGAGUUUGAACGUGAUAUGAGCCUUCCUCAUUGCACUCUUAUCCAUUGACCAUGACAGUCUCUUCCUUAGGAAAAUGUCUUUUGCUUAAUAUAUACUUAAUAUACAAAAGUGUACCAGGGCCAAAUGGCACCCGGAGACAAAUUGUCUCCAGGUCGUCCCCCCAGGCUCUGCCCCACCACCCUAGCUCCGCCCCUGAUGCCCCCAGGCUUCACCCCCACUGCCCUCGACCCCGCCCAU
Molecule: messenger RNA, 1709 nt
Organism: Sphaerodactylus townsendi
Lineage: Eukaryota; Metazoa; Chordata; Lepidosauria; Squamata; Sphaerodactylidae
Product: transmembrane protein 14C-like
Exons: 5
Coding region: 114-437 (107 amino acids)
Biological process (GO): regulation of heme biosynthetic process
Cellular component (GO): mitochondrial membrane
Source: RefSeq, a predicted model, not a curated record